AAGGAAAGGUGCUUCUACUUCCUCGGUUCCGAGCAAUUCGAGCCCCCAGACUAUCCCGGCCGCCCCGGGUGCCGAGCGCACCACGCACUCCCUCCCCCGCUCCACCCAUCCCCAAACACAUCGCGCAUUCCGUCCUCCCGUCUCUGUUUGUGAGUGUGCUACUUGGGCUCGAAUUUCGGAAUCGCGGCACAGGCACAGCUUUGUGCUCCCUCGUGACAUUUUGAUAAGCGACGAAUGACAUGGCACAAAAUGACAAGAAUCAGAUAGUGCGUAAGAAAAUGCUUGAUUUACACAAUGUCCGCGUGGGAAAGGUCCCACAGGACUCUCAAUGGUUAAGAAGUAUUCGCUUGCAUUUCACGCAAGACGGUCGGUCUAAGACUUGGGAUGUGAUAAGAAUUCACGAUAGCGUUAGUAUAAUUGUCUUCAACACAACUCGAAGGAAGCUCGUAUUUGUUAGGCAAUUCCGGCCAGCGGUAUAUUAUGCGUCCUUACCGGAGAAGCAAGAUGUGGUGGACGUCGAGCGUUACCCUGCAACCCUGGGACUGUCCUUGGAACUCUGCGCUGGUAUCGUAGACAAGGACAAGCCUCUCGUCGAGAUUGCCAGAGAAGAGUUGAAGGAAGAGUGUGGCUACGAAGCACCCACUUCGGCAUUUGAACAAAUUACUACUUACCUGUCCAGUGCUUCUGCUAGUGCAAAGCAAACUAUCUUUUAUGUACAAGUCACAGAUAGUAUGCGGAUAUACCCUGGCGGUGGUGAUGAGUCUGAAGGUGAAAUCAUAGAAGUAGUGGAAUUGAGCAUUCCUGAACUAAAGGAUUACAUAAAAUCCAAACAAGUACAAAGUCCUGUUAGCUUUCUAUACGGUGUGUCUUGGUUUCUACUUAAUAAAUCGGAAUAUUGUUGAAUGAAAUAAAAGUUUUAACUUGUUCGGCUAUGUAAACUGAAGAACAGUAAAUUAAUCGCAAGUAAAAGUCA
Molecule: messenger RNA, 973 nt
Organism: Monomorium pharaonis (pharaoh ant)
Lineage: Eukaryota; Metazoa; Arthropoda; Insecta; Hymenoptera; Formicidae
Product: uridine diphosphate glucose pyrophosphatase NUDT14-like
Exons: 3
Coding region: 240-902 (220 amino acids)
Biological process (GO): ribose phosphate metabolic process; nucleoside phosphate metabolic process
Molecular function (GO): UDP-sugar diphosphatase activity; metal ion binding
Source: RefSeq, a predicted model, not a curated record